UUGUAAACAUUGGAAGAGCGCUCAAAUUUAAAUUGCUCUCUCUACCUCGGGAGAGAAUACACAAUUUUAAUUAGGAGAUUAUUUGUGUUGUCUUGACCCUUAAGAUUGACAUUAAAAUAAGCUCUAACAAUGCCCUCAAUUGACGAAGAUGUUGAAGACUCCGAGUACCAGUUGGUUUUUCGCAUGGACAACGUAAAAAACAUCUACCAUCUCCUGAAGGCUAUAAAUUUCCAUCCGAAAGCAACCUGUUUUGCCACAGAAAGUGGAUUGAGGGUGUCCGUCGAGUCCGGGAAAUGCAGUCAGGCCAACGCAUUUAUCCAGUCGGAGAUCUUUCAGGAGUAUCAAUAUGAUAAAGAAGAGGAGAGUGUCAACUUUAGUCUUGACUUGAGCGUCCUGCUGGAGUGUCUCGACAUUUUCGGGGACGCGACAAGCUCUUCCUCCUCAACAGCAUUGAAACUCAGAUACAAGGGCCAUGGAAAUCCAGUCCAGCUCCUAUUGGAGGAGGAAGAUGUGUUGACGGACUGCUCAAUCCGAACUAUGGAGGUGGACGAACUUUCCAACUUUGAGUUCACCUCAGACAAUGUGAUAAACAAGAUUAUCCUGCGCUCUGAACCUCUGAAAGAAAUCUUGAACUCUGUUGAUCCCAGCACAGAUUCCAUUGAACUGGUUCUCCUCUCCAGUGAGCCUGUGGUGAAAAUCAAAACUCUCGGGUAUAUGGGUGAAUGCGAGAUUGUAUUUAACAAGGAAAGUGAUAUGAUUGAGCUUUUCCAAUGCGAGUCUGAUUCUUCCUCUAAGUACAAGUUCGCACAUUUCAAGCCAGCUUUAAAAGCUCUGAACAUUUCUCAAAAGGUCUCAAUUAGGACAGAUGAUAGAGGGCUUCUUUGUAUGCAGUUCAUGAUUAAAAAUGAUGAUGGCCAUAUCUGCUUCAUUGAAUUUUAUAGUUUACCAGUAUCCGAAGAGGAUGACUGAAUAAAAGGCAACUUUUUACAAAUACGGAUUCAAAUCUUGCAUUUUCUUUAUUAGUUUAAUAUAAAAAUACGACAUUUUUGUUAUUUGGGAUGUCUCCCAUCCCACUUUGCACAACAGACGCAUUACCACGAAUUGGUAACAAAAAAUAUUCAUAAACCUAUGAACUAUAUUGUCAUGUCGUCUUCAAACAAUAAAUUAAAAGCCGACCUCCCAUGCA
Neocloeon triangulifer is the source of this 1186-nucleotide messenger RNA. Its product is annotated as cell cycle checkpoint protein RAD1-like. NCBI's taxonomy places the organism in Eukaryota, Metazoa, Arthropoda, Insecta, Ephemeroptera, Baetidae. Gene Ontology annotation, biological process: DNA damage checkpoint signaling; DNA repair. Gene Ontology annotation, molecular function: 3'-5' exonuclease activity. The coding region runs from base 130 to 969 and encodes 279 amino acids. Gene Ontology annotation, cellular component: checkpoint clamp complex; nucleus. The transcript has 7 exons. The record is from RefSeq and is a predicted model, not a curated record.